Gigantopelta aegis is the source of this 483-nucleotide messenger RNA. RefSeq names its product peritrophin-1-like. Gene Ontology annotation, molecular function: chitin binding. The coding region runs from base 1 to 483 and encodes 160 amino acids. The record is from RefSeq and is a predicted model, not a curated record. Gene Ontology annotation, cellular component: extracellular region. The transcript has 3 exons. Lineage: Eukaryota; Metazoa; Mollusca; Gastropoda; Neomphalida; Peltospiridae.
AUGGAAAUGUUUGUAGAGGGUGACAUUCGUCACAACUCGGUCGAUUCCAUUGAUACCGGAAUCGACCGAGCAUAUUUUCCACGGUUUGGAUUAUCCAAAGAGUCGCGCCUCUGUGGUGGUAAGCUGGGUCUGUUUCCCCACCCACAGCACUGCGACCAGUACAUCCAGUGUUUCAACGGCGGUCUGUGGGUGCGCAAGUGUCCCGUGGGUCUCCAGUUCAACCCCGACACUCGCUACUGCGACUGGAAGUACAACGUCAACUGUCGGUCAUCAAAAUACCCCAAACCAGCGCAACCUUCCAAGUGUCCUAUCGUAUGUCCAAACCAUGUGACCUACUUCCAGUUUCCUGAUUGGACGAACUGUUCAAGUUAUUACAUAUGCACGUUUGGUUUGUUGACCAAGUCGGCCUGUCCCAGCGGUCUCUACUACGACUUCUUCAACUGGAGGUGCACAUACCCCCACCAGACCACGUGUUUUCUGUGA